CAUGAUGCUUUUCAACCCUAACUCCUUUCUUCUUCGUUCGCCAUCAUGGGAAAGCCCAGUGGACUUCGAACAGCUCGUAAGCUUCGCAAUCAUAGACGUGAACAAAGAUGGCAUGAUAAAUCAUAUAAAAAGAGUCAUUUGGGGACAGCUUUGAAAGCCAAUCCAUUUGGUGGUGCAUCUCAUGCAAAAGGAAUAGUUCUAGAAAAAGUUGGUGUUGAAGCUAAACAGCCCAACUCUGCUAUACGUAAAUGUGUGAGAGUCCAGCUGAUUAAAAAUGGGAAAAAAAUUACAGCUUUUGUUCCCAAUGAUGGUUGUUUAAACUACAUUGAGGAGAAUGAUGAAGUGUUGGUAUCAGGAUUUGGAAGAAGUGGUCAUGCUGUAGGUGAUAUACCUGGUGUUCGUUUCAAAGUUGUUAAGGUGGCUAAUGUUUCUUUAUUGGCACUCUUUAAAGAAAAGAAAGAACGACCAAGAUCUUAAAUGGAUUUAUCAACUACAGAUAAAUAAAGUUGUUCUUCAUUUAAA
Xenia sp. Carnegie-2017 is the source of this 522-nucleotide messenger RNA. Its product is annotated as 40S ribosomal protein S23. Gene Ontology annotation, cellular component: cytosolic small ribosomal subunit; ribosome. Bases 46 to 477 code for a protein of 143 amino acids. Gene Ontology annotation, molecular function: structural constituent of ribosome. The transcript is spliced from 3 exons. Lineage: Eukaryota; Metazoa; Cnidaria; Anthozoa; Malacalcyonacea; Xeniidae. Gene Ontology annotation, biological process: translation. The record is from RefSeq and is a predicted model, not a curated record.